GAUGAUGUAAUCUAGGAAGAUAAUGUUUUCGUCUUAAAUGAUAAUAACUUUAAUAAAUUUAUAUAAAAUAAAGACUUUGUUUUGGUUGAAUUUUAUGCUCCAUGGUGUGGACAUUGCAAAAUGUUAGCUCCUGAAUACUCUAAAGCAGCAGAAAAAAUACAUAAUCAAAUAAAUAAUAAUAUAUAUUUAUCAAAAGUUGAUGCAACAUAAAAUGAAAUACUUUCAAUUUAAUAUUAAAUAAAUGGAUUUCCAACGUUUAAAUUUUUUAUUAGGGGAAAUCCUAUAAAUUACACAGGAGGAAGAACAGAAAGUGAAAUUAUAAAUUGGGUUUAAAAUAAAUCAGGACCAAUUUCUACUUUAAUAAUAACCGAAAGUCAAUUGUAAGAAUUCAAACAAAAAAAUGAUAUUUUUUUAGUUUAUUUUGGUAAAUAUUAAAUUAUUUUUAUUUCAAGUUAAAUUAUUUAUAAAUAGGAAAUAACGAAAACGACAAAAGUUUCAAUGAUUUUAAGGAAGUUGCGAUGUAAACAUAAGAUAUAAGAUUUGGUCAUAUAUUUGAUAAAAAAAUUAGACUAUAAGAAUGCUCAAAGACAGAAAAAAAAUAAGUAGAUGAGGAUUAAGAAAAUUUAUUAAUUAUAAUGUAUAAAAAAUAAGAUGGAGAGUUCAACAAAAUAUUUUUUGAAGAUUAAUAAUUCAAAGCUCAUUAAUUAUAAUAAUUUAUUUAAAAAAAUGAAUUACCUUUAAUUAUGGGCUUUAACGAAAAAGCAGUAGAAGUUAUAUACAAAAGAAACAAAGAUGCAGUUAUUUUAGUUUGUUGGAUAAACUGCGAAAAAGAAGAAGAAGUACUCAAAUAAUUAGCAAAAAGAAAAGAUAAAGAAUUUAAUAUUCAAUUCAUGAUUAGUAAAAUUGACGAUGGGUUUGAUUAUUUUGAAAGAUUAAUUGAUUUUGUUGGAUUAUAAUAAUAAGAGUAACAUUAGAUUGUCUAUGCUCAUCCAAUUGGUAAAGGUGAAGAGUUAAUAAGAUAUAUCUUAAGUUAAUAAAUUAUUAAUCAAGAAAUCAUAAUAGAGUUUAUUGAAGGCGUUCAAACAGGAAAAAUAGUUCCUUUUUAUAAAAGUUAACCAAUCCCGGAUGAAGAUGCUAAUGAUAUUAUUAAAGUUAUUGUCGGAUAAAAUUUCAAAUAAAAAAUAAUUGAUAAUUAAAAUGAUUUUUUAGUCUUAUUUUAUGCUUCUUGGUGUGGAAAAUCUAAAGAAUUCGAACCUAAAUAUCAAUAAUUAGCAAAAUUAUUAAAACCAAAUAAAAAUCUUACUUUGACAAAAAUUGAAGGAAGCGAAAAUGAUAUUCCCGAAAUAUAUUAUAAAGGUUUUCCUACGCUUUUUGUAUUUUAAAGUUUGAAUAAAUAAUAACCUUUUAUAUAUGAAGGAAAAAUGGAAGUUGAUGAAAUUCUUAAUUGGCUCAAAGAAAAAAUUAAUUAUCAAUUAAUUUUAUAAAAAGAAGAAUUUUGAUUUUUUAAACAACUUAAAUCUUCAUUAUUUUAUUAUAUGAAAAUAAAAAGAUUAUUUAAUGUAAUAAU
Molecule: messenger RNA, 1567 nt
Organism: Ichthyophthirius multifiliis
Lineage: Eukaryota; Ciliophora; Oligohymenophorea; Hymenostomatida
Product: thioredoxin family protein, putative
Exons: 2
Biological process (GO): protein folding; response to endoplasmic reticulum stress
Cellular component (GO): endoplasmic reticulum
Molecular function (GO): protein disulfide isomerase activity
Source: RefSeq, a predicted model, not a curated record